Messenger RNA from Loxodonta africana (African savanna elephant), 1412 nucleotides. It is a transcript of the gene TALDO1, whose product is annotated as transaldolase 1. The record is from RefSeq and is a predicted model, not a curated record. Bases 408 to 1259 code for a protein of 283 amino acids. Gene Ontology annotation, biological process: carbohydrate metabolic process; pentose-phosphate shunt; pentose-phosphate shunt, non-oxidative branch. Gene Ontology annotation, cellular component: cytoplasm; intracellular anatomical structure. Lineage: Eukaryota; Metazoa; Chordata; Mammalia; Proboscidea; Elephantidae. Gene Ontology annotation, molecular function: transaldolase activity. The transcript has 8 exons.
UAGGGGAGUGAAUAAGCGUAUUUGGCUGCUUAAAUAUAAUAGGUGGAGACAGAGAUCAGCUUGGAUUCCAAACUGCUAGGCUUGCUACCAAAAAAAUACCAAACCAAACCCAUUGCCGUAGAGUCCAUUCUGACUCAUAGCAACCCUCUAGGACGGAGUGGAGCUGCCCCUUAGGGUUUCCAUAGGCGGCUGGUGGAUUUGAAGUGCCGACCUUUUGUUAGCAGCUGAGCUCCUAACCAGUGUGCCACUAGAGCCCCAGACUUGCUACAGUGGGCCCUAAAUCCAUUAGACAAAAGCUGCCGCACCUUGCUCUGGGGAGUGAGGAUGGCAAGCCCGCCGCCGCCAUCGACGAGUACAAGCCCCAGGAUGCUACCACAAACCCCUCCCUGAUCCUGGCCGCCGCUCAGAUGCCUGCCUACCAGGACCUGGUGGAGGAGGCCAUGGCCUACGGGAAGAAGCUGGGCGGGUCACAAGAGGAACAAAUUAAAAAUGCUAUUGACAAACUUUUUGUGUUGUUUGGAGCAGAAAUACUAAAGAAAAUCCCUGGCCGCGUGUCAACAGAAGUCGACGCAAGGCUCUCCUUUGACAAGGAUGCGAUGGUGGCCCGAGCCCGGCGCCUCAUCGAGCUCUAUAAAGAAGCUGGCAUCAGCAAGGACCGGAUCCUUAUAAAGCUGUCGUCAACGUGGGAAGGAAUUCAGGCUGGAAAGGAGCUGGAGGAGCAGUACGGUAUCCACUGCAACAUGACCCUGCUCUUCUCCUUCGCUCAGGCUGUGGCCUGUGCCGAGGCGGGCGUGACGCUCAUCUCCCCCUUCGUUGGCCGCAUCUUGGACUGGCACGUGGCAAACACGGACAAGAAGUCCUAUGAGCCCCUGGAAGACCCUGGGGUGAAGAGCGUCACCAAAAUUUAUAACUACUACAAGAAGUUCGGCUACAAAACCAUUGUGAUGGGCGCCUCCUUCCGCAACACAGGCGAGGUCAAGGCGCUGGCCGGCUGCGACUUCCUCACCAUCUCGCCCAAGCUGCUUGGGGAGCUGCUCAAGGACACCAGCAAGCUGGUGCCCACACUCUCAGCCAAAGCAGCCCAGGCCAGCGACCUAGAAAAGGUGCACCUGGAUGAGAAGGCCUUCCACUGGCUGCACAACGAAGACCAGAUGGCCGUGGAGAAACUCUCAGAUGGGAUCCGCAGGUUUGCCGCGGACGCCGUGAAGCUGGAGCGGGUGCUCACAGAACGCAUGUCCAGUGCAGAGAAUGGGAAGUAGAGCCAGCACAGGGCCGGACCACAGACCUAUGGGCCUGAGUGCUCAUGCCUUGCGAUGAGUCUUGCGUUUUUUACCAGUUGAAGCAGGGGUGGAUCAUAGAUUUGAUUUUUAUGUAAAAUUUUACCUGAGGCAUUAAAGCUGCCAUUUUCCUGU